UCUCUCUGGCGCAUGCGCAGUGCGUCGCUGGGAGUCGAGCGCAUCGGCAGCUGUGCGGAGUGAAGAAGAGCAGCUCCAGCCCGGUUAUGACAGAUGUGAAGCAUGACGUCCUGCUCAGAGAUCUGUGGCUCGGAUUACACUGAGCAGAGCCAUGGCGCCCUCAGCAGCGGUUACCAGGGUUACGGGGUGCGUUCCUACCUGCAUCAGUUCUACGAGGAGUGCACCGCUUCCAUCUGGGAGCGCGAUGAAGAUUUCCAGACACCGAGAUCGCCGAGCCGCUGGAGCUCUGUGCUCUGGAAGGUCUGUCUCGCGCUAGGCGCUCUGAUUCUGGUGGCGGGGUUAUCCGUGCUGCUGGUGGGCUACGCCACGCCGCCUCGACUCGAAGCCUUCGGAGAAGACGAGCUGCUGUUUGUGGAUGGCCGCGCGGUGCGCUUCAACCGGGCCCUGGACGCCUGUAAGCUGGCCGGGGCCGUGCUGUUCUGCGUGGGUGGCAGCGGGAUGGCGGUGGGGCUGCUGCUGGCCGCCUGCUCUCAGGGCAGCUCCAAGGAAGAGCUCCGUCUGCAGCAGCGCUUCAAAGAGCGGCUCGCCGAGAUCCAGGCCUCCGUUCAGCCCGUCACCCGCGCUCCCACCCCGGGAGAGGCCAAGGUUCCCGUCACGCUCUCCAAAGUGCAGAGUGUCCAGCCCGGAGCGGAAACCUGACCUCUUAAGCAUUCCACGCUUCCGUGCAAAACAAAACAACAGUUCCUUGAACAGUAGAGAUAGAUAACACUGCACAUUCUCUGGCGCAUUUCAUUCAACUAUAUUGAGCAAGAGCACCGAGAGUAUUUACGGCGAUUAGCGUAAGCGUACUGGUGCUCCUGAAAACAGAAACACAGCACAAAUAUACUCGCGUGCUAUGGCUAGGAAUCAGAACACCUUUAGGCAGCUGUUCCGAAGAGCAACAUAUUCUUCAGAGGCGUCAAGGCUUGUGCGUAUUAAUACCGAAUAAGCAAGAAUAGUUUCUCUAUUAUAGUGAACCCAAACACAGCCAAGUCAUUAGGUAAAACUCAUAAACAAGCAGAACGGAGGCCUUUGUCAACUGAAACUGUAAUGAUUUGUCAUCGCUCAUUCAGAAAGCGUCACGUUGGUUCAUUGCCGUCACCCAAGGUGCAAUUUUUCUCAGAAUCUCUCCUAGCGAACGCCUCUCGCUCUAUUGCUACAGUCAAUCAAUAGUUCGUUGACAGAACGCAAUGUAUUCCGAGCCACAAUUUCACACGUCUCAAUACCGCGCCUCCGUUCUGCUCAAAUACAUCACCGCCUGCGAUGUCUAGGAGUGAAAAUAGAUUACGGUUUAAAUGCGCCUGUGGGAUUAUGUAAUAUCCUCUCAUUGUGUUGCACAUCAUUCUUGCUCCAAUUUUUUUUUACUUUGAUUGAUUAGUGCAAAUGUCGCAUGAUCACACCAUUCAGUGAAACAUUGUAAACUACUUUCAAGAAGGUUGAUAAGAAUGAAAAACCCUCACCGUCACUUCUGAGUGUAAUCUUUUGUGUUAUUUAUUGAUUAUAAAUGAUCAUCGAACAUAUUGCAUAUGCAUUCAGAUGUUUGAAAAUGACAAGGCUUGCUAAUGAAUCUCUCGCGCCAAUCACUGGAUAUUUAACAAUCAAAUCUCUCAGACAGGCCUAGAUGAAGUCUAAAAUAUAACAUUUAUAAUAUAUAUAUAUAUAUAUAUAUAUAUAUCAGCUGCUUCAAGACUUGAUUCUUCUUGUCUAAACUGACAUAUAUGGAUGUGUUUUCAGAGGUGUGUCGAUCACAAUGCUGGUAAUCGUCUCAAACUGUCAAAUCCUCUGGUUUGCUUUGUCCGUCUGCUCUUGGGAAGGAGACAGAAGGUAUCGGAGCUGUUCUUACUCUUGGAACGUGUCUAUUUUUCAGCAAACAGAAUAAAAAUAAAUGUUUGUUACCGUCAUUGUCUGUCGGUGGCUGUUUCUUCCA
This is a messenger RNA of Sinocyclocheilus grahami, 1966 nucleotides long. RefSeq names its product neurensin-1-like. Bases 103 to 699 code for a protein of 198 amino acids. Gene Ontology annotation, cellular component: neuron projection; transport vesicle; neuronal cell body. The record is from RefSeq and is a predicted model, not a curated record. Gene Ontology annotation, biological process: nervous system development. Lineage: Eukaryota; Metazoa; Chordata; Actinopteri; Cypriniformes; Cyprinidae. The transcript has 3 exons.